AUGUCGGAUUCAACAUCUACAUUACCCCAACAUAUACCCGUGGUUGCACCUCCAUCUGUUGUUCUAACUCAAAAUGAUGCUGCAGCUCCAUCUACAUCAAUUUUAACAUGCUGUUCGGGACCACAAAGUAUUGAACAAGGAAGUGAUCCAGCUAUAAGUAUGAGUGUACCUCCACAAAUUGGUAGCGUACGGUUUGCAUCAACUAAUACAACUAUUGUAACUAGUAGUGGUUUAAUGUCAUUUGAUGAAUUUUUAAGAAAGGGAGCUCCAGUUGAUAAGAUGUUAAUGCCACCAUUUCCACAAGUUCCUGGAAUACCUAUGUUUGAAGAUGGCACACCAGAUAUUGGUACAAUACAUUCAACAUGUAAUAUUGUUAAUUUGUCCCAAACAAGUCAAAAUAAUACUUUACCUAGUAGUGAGAUUAAUUCUGGCAUUCAAACUCCUCAUACAAUAAAUGACUAG
Molecule: messenger RNA, 462 nt
Organism: Cryptosporidium muris RN66
Lineage: Eukaryota; Apicomplexa; Conoidasida; Eucoccidiorida; Cryptosporidiidae
Exons: 1
Coding region: 1-462 (153 amino acids)
Source: RefSeq, a predicted model, not a curated record